Molecule: messenger RNA, 3051 nt
Organism: Chiloscyllium plagiosum (whitespotted bambooshark)
Lineage: Eukaryota; Metazoa; Chordata; Chondrichthyes; Orectolobiformes; Hemiscylliidae
Source: RefSeq, a predicted model, not a curated record
GGCAGGAAUUGAACCCGGGUCCCUGGUACUGUGAGGCAGCAGUGCUAACCACUGAGCCACUGUGCCACCAAUUGAGCCAGCGUGCCGUUUUAACUUUCUGUCACCUUGUUAUCCACUAACCAAUGUCAUUAUUAUUUGACAGCCUGAAGCUGUCUUUUCUGGCAGUGUUAUAUUUUAAUUAGCACUUAAGCACACAAUGCUCCCGUGUCUAUUCAGGAAGUCUGAGCAAAUGGCAUUGACCCUCUGUCAGAUCUUGCUGUAUUCAGUUGCCCUCUGUUUGCAUAUAACUUUCAGAUUAUUCUCAGUGCCAGAUUAUCCAGUAUACAUAACACAUUAAAUGAAAGAAAACCAGGUAGUUGGCUAUCCGAACGUUUUCUUUCACUUGACCUCAGUUGGACCAGAUGGCAGCAGGAAAGGAGAAUGAUUGUGUUGUAGGCGAAGCCAAUGAUGUUCUGAAGGAAAAGAGACCAAAGUGGGACAAUAAGUUUCAAUAUGUCCUGAGUUGUGUAGGACUUGCUGUGGGACUGGGAAAUGUAUGGAGAUUCCCCAACCUCUGUCAGACGUAUGGAGGUGGAGCCUUUUUAAUCCCAUACAUUAUCGCACUGAUCUUUGAGGGGAUUCCAAUACUUCACAUUGAAUUGGCAAUCGGACAGAGGCUCCGGAAAGGCAGUUUUGGUGUCUGGAACUCCAUCUCCCCCUACCUGGCAGGAGUCGGCAUCGCUUCCUUGCUGAUUUCCUUUCUGUUGUGCAUGUACUAUAACACCAUCCUUGCUUGGAUACUCUGGUACCUUUUUCAUUCGGUCGAGGAACCAUUGCCAUGGAAAAACUGUCCUUUAAACAACAAUGGAACAGGCUUUGUUGAAGAGUGCGAGCAGAGCACUCCAGUGGACUACUUCUGGUAUAGAAACACUCUGAAUAUCAGUCCUGAAAUUACUACAAAAGGAGAAGGCCAACUAUGGUGGCUGGUUGUAUGUCUUAUUGCUGCUUGGCUGAUUGUAUACGCUUGUGUCAUAAGAGGAAUUGAAACUAUGGGAAAGGCGAUCUACUUCACUGCAACUUUCCCUUACCUUGUACUUGUCAUUCUCCUUGUACAAGGAUUAACAUUGCCUGGGGCCAUUCAUGGUUUGACCUACUUAAUUACUCCAGAUCUGAAGGUUUUGACCCAGCCAAGAGUGUGGUUAGAUGCAGCAACCCAGAUAUUUUUCUCGUUGUCUUUGGGUUUUGGAGGACUUAUUGCAUUCUCCAGCUAUAACUCACCAAAAAAUGACUGUGAGGUGGAUGCGGUAACAGUAGCUGUUAUCAACAGCAUUACAUCGAUUUUUGCUUCAGUCCCCAUCUUCUGCAUUCUUGGGUUUAAGGCAACCACCGCUUAUUGGGAUUGCUUAGAUUCCAAUAUACUGCUUAUUUCAAAUGAAUUUGAAAUUCAGGAUGGAAAUGUUACACGAGAUAAUUACUUUAGUUGGAUGAAUGGUCUAAAUGUUACCCAUCAUGACAGAAUCUUGGCACUUACUCUGAAAAGUUGUGUCCUGAAAGACUUUCUUGAUCAGAGUACGUCUGGUACUGGCCUUGCCUUUAUAGUUUUUACUGAAGCAAUUGUUCGAAUGCCUGUAUCCCAGGUAUGGGCGGUUCUGUUUUUCGUCAUGCUAUUCAACCUGGGCCUGUCUUCCAUGCUUGGCAAUGUAGUGGGCAUUCUUACUUCAUUGUUAGAUCUAAAGAUAUUCCCAAAAUGUGUUCCCAAAGAAAUUAUUUCAGCCAUAAUAUGCCUGAUAUGCUUUUCAGUAGCACUUACUUUCACAACAGCAUCUGGGAGUUACUGGCUGACAAUUUUUGACAAUUAUGGAACUGCUCUGCCUCUUCUGAUCGUUGCCUUCUUUGAGCUGAUUGGGGUGAUUUAUGUUUAUGGGUUUCAUAAAUUCUGUGAUGAUUUGGAGUUUAUGACUGGUCGACGACCGAACUUUUACUUUCAAGUGACCUGGAGAUUUAUCAGCCCUUUACUGUUGCUUUCAGUCUUUGUGGCCUUUGUUGCAAUUGAAGUUCAAUCUCACCUGUCGUAUGAGGCCUGGGAUCCUAAUUACAAUGCCAAUCAGAUCAAGAUCCCGCGUUCUUAAGAACACAGCAGUGGAAAGACUGUACGCAUCGAGUUCCAAUCUGAUUGAAGAUAAUGUAAGUGAUCUAAAAAGGAGAAAUCCUAGCUUCAGAGAAUAUAUGGUCAUUUUGUGAAGCAAAGUAAUAACAAUGGCUCGUGUUCAAUUCCUAAACCAGCUGAGGUUACCAUGAAGAAUUCUCCUCAACCCCUCCCUCACCUGAGGCAUGGUGACCCCCCCGGUUGAACUGCCACCAGUCAUCUCUCUCUAUGAGACAGCAGCCCUGUGGUCUGGAAAGAUUAUGGCAAUUUGACCUUUAUUUGGAAAGAAAUCAGAGGUAUUUAAUGACAAGAUGGAGUAACCCCAGUUUUUAACCUUGGUUAUUGUACCUUGACCUCAGUGGAGUCUGAUUGUGGUGUCUAAAAUAAGUAGGGGAUUAGCAUGCAAAUGGUGAAUAAUUCUUACAGGCACUAGAGGGGUAAGGGGUCAUGAUUAAAAUUCCAACUACACCAGUGAUAAAACAAAUUCUAAAGAAAAACGAAUCUUCAGAUGAGGACUCGAGAAUAAAUUGGCAGGAUGAGGUGAAUGAGAAUGGGCGAGCUGCUCUUGCAGAGAGGGAGGACAGAUAUGAUGGGUCAACUGGCCUUUUUUAUUGCAGUUACCUUCUGUGAUUCUAUACUGAGUGGGAAGGCUGUAGAUGCAAAUAACCGAGAUUUGAAAUGUGCGAAGGAAUUGAGGGACAUGAGGAAAGGUCAGGGCAUUGAGCUUAAAAGAAAGAAUGGCCAAGGUUAACAAUUAGCUUGCUGUUUCUGACAAAGUAACGUUUUUCAAAAAUACAUGAACGCUUUACUAAUUAUUUAUGUUAAACCAACAGGUGGAGUUCCCAAAGAAGGAAGAAAAGGAAUACACGGGUUGGGUGGAAUUUAUCUGUGCUUUCUUGGUCAUACUGUCCUCUAUAUUUAUUCCA